This is a messenger RNA of Hevea brasiliensis (rubber tree), 2305 nucleotides long. RefSeq lists its product as uncharacterized. The transcript has a single exon. Lineage: Eukaryota; Viridiplantae; Streptophyta; Magnoliopsida; Malpighiales; Euphorbiaceae. The record is from RefSeq and is a predicted model, not a curated record. Bases 525 to 2084 code for a protein of 519 amino acids.
UUUGCUUCCAUGCAUGGAAUUCUCCUCCAACUAGAGAGAGAAACACAAAGAGAAAGAGUCAUUGUUUUGGUUUGAUUCUACUCUUAUAGCCUCGUUCAUCGCCAUCAUUAGUGACUCAUCAUUGUCUUCUUCUAAAGCUUUGAUUUUUCUUUGCUAUGAAAAUUGCCCUUUGAUUUCUUUUCUUUCCUUGUUUUAGCUUUCAAGAAAGGCUAAAUGUGUGUGUACUUGAGCAGUAGGAUCUCAAGAGACUCUCUCGGUGGGUCUGAUCUUGUACUUUACAGAAACUGUCACAUCCUCUCAACGCUUUUGAUUCUCCUGAUCAAUCAAUAGUGACCAAGAAAAAAAACUUCGUGAUCUGUUUUCUCUGUUUCUUGAUCUGGAUUUGAUUUGUCUUUGCUUACUAUGAUUUUGGGUCUUCUUUCAAUCAUGAAAAUGCUGCAUAUUUCAAAGCUCUAGGAAAGGUAUGAGUCACUGAUCUUGCUUUCUUUACUGGGUAUUUUUUGUUUUCUGCUGUUAGAUUAAUCAUGGAACCGAAGAAAAAAUUGUUCAUUUGUAAGUUUUGCGACAAGAGGUUUCCUUGUGGCAAGUCGUUGGGUGGUCAUAUUAGGAUCCAUUUCAAUGGCAAUGGGAAUGGGAAUUCAAUUGAUGUUGAAGAAGAGGAAAUGAAGCUCAACGCAAGCAAGUCUUUUGCAGCUGCUAAUGGAAGUAAUAGCAAGAGAGACUCUGAGGUCGAAGCUGUUGCCCAAUCUGGUUAUGGUCUUAGAGAAAACCCCAAGAAAACAAGGAGGUUUAUGGUGGAUUCAAGCAACAAUAGCUUUCUGCAAGAAAAGGUGUGCAAGGAAUGCGGUAAAGGGUUUCAAUCAUUGAAAGCUCUUUGCGGUCACAUGGCUUGUCACUCCAAGAAUAGCUAUGAAGAUCACUCAGAGACUACUGAGAAGCUGAAAGAUCAAGUUAUGGAUAGCCAAUCUGAUACUGAGACAUCGACUCCAGGUAAGCGAAGGAGAUGCAAAAGGAUGAGGUAUAACACUGCUGGUGUUUACUCUUCUUUAUUUUCUUUGGCAAAUGGUUCUCUGUCUUCUGCUUCUGAUAUAGAGCAAGAGCAGGAAGAGGUAGCUAUGUGUUUGAUGAUGUUGUCUAAGGAUUCUGGUUUUAAAGGUUGUUUUAGUUCGUUUGCAGAUUCCUCAGAUAACAAUUCUGUGGUUUUGGAGACUAAAUCAUCGUCUCCCAAAAUGAAAAUUAGUGUAAAGAAUGGUGUUAAUAAUGGUAAUGGGAUUUUGGAGAUGAAGAAAGCAAAGCUACAGGAAAUGGUGUCAAUUGAAAAUGAUCACUCUGAAAAUUCUGAUUAUGGGUGUUUUAGGAAUAGGCUCAAAAGGGUUGAAUCUGAUAUUUCUGUUCAUGUAAAUACUGGGAAAAAUGAGAUGAAGAAGCAUAAAGUGGAAUAUGGGUCUAGAUUUGAAGAGGACUUUGAUCCUGAAUUGGGCAAAAGAUUAAGCAGGUUUAGGCGUAUUAAAAUGGAAUUAAGGAAGGAUCUGGUGGAGGAAGAUAGAUAUGAUGAAGCUGACAGAGCUUCAAUGAAGUAUGAUUCAAGAAAGAACAGCAAGAAUGAUGCUUACAAUCCUGAAUUUCUUAGCAGCAGUGCUACAAAGACAGCAAGUAAAUGUCCUCCUGUUGGGGGAUACAAAACCCACCAUAAAAAGACUAAUACAUGUAGUGACAGAGUAUAUGAGAGUGGUGAGAACAUGAUAGAAACUGAGUGUGUUCCUAGUAAAUUGCCUAGUAGCAGUAAGAUGAGCAAAUUUAGCAGUGGAAAAAACCCAAUUGAGAAGAAUUGGUCUGGCAAUUCAGAGAAAAAAUUGGGCAUGAGAAAAGGCAAAGUACAUGAAUGUCCAUUUUGCUUUAAGGUUUUCCGAUCAGGUCAAGCAUUAGGUGGUCACAAGAGGUCACAUUUUGUUGGAGGGGCUGAGGAUAGAAAUAUGGUGAUUAACCAAGAGGUUCCUGAGAUAUCAAUGUCUGGACUAAUUGAUCUCAAUCUUCCUGCUCCAAUGGAAGAAGAUGCAAAUGGGUAUUACAUUCCAACAUGGUAAAGUCUUGAGUUUCUUCAAGUGUACAGGCAGGUUGGUGAAUGUUUUUAGUUGUUUUGCUUCAGAUUCAAGAAUGUCUUACAGUGGUAGCUGUUCCAUUUGUUGCUUAAGAAAUGUACGAAGUAUUAUCUUCCUUUUUUUCCCUUAAAUUCAUAGGCCCUUUUUCACUAUAAAGUUUCUUUCUUUACUGUGAAUCCUGAAUGAAGCUUACUUGAUUUUCUUCA